AUGAAAAAACUGUAUGAACUUUAUGAUUAUUACCAGUCUUUUUCUGAUGAAAGAAAAUAUAGUGGAGAUAUAGAAAAUUGUAAUACACUUAGUCAAGUAAUUAAUGAUUAUAACACUAUAAUAAAUGAUAAUCAAUAUAAAAAUAGUAUUUAUUUAUUUAAGGAAUUAAAAAUUUUUAAAUGCUUAAUUGAAAAAAAUGAUUUAUUUACAUCAGGUAAAUGUGAUUUAAAUUCGUUAAAAUUCACAACACCUGAAGGUCAUUCUUUAGAAUGUGAAAAAUCAUAUAAAUAUAAUGAAAAAAUAAGCGCUGCAAUAACAAUAUCUCUCAUUGGUGGAAUGACAGGAAUAAUUAUUCUUUAUAAAUACAUUACGAUAUACAAUUUUAAAAUUUUCAUUAAUAUUAGUAUACUCCUUUUGGUUCUUGGAUAA
Messenger RNA from Plasmodium cynomolgi strain B, 429 nucleotides. RefSeq lists its product as hypothetical. The coding region runs from base 1 to 429 and encodes 142 amino acids. NCBI's taxonomy places the organism in Eukaryota, Apicomplexa, Aconoidasida, Haemosporida, Plasmodiidae. The transcript has 2 exons. The record is from RefSeq and is a predicted model, not a curated record.